CAAGCUUGCGUCGCGUACCAACAAUGGAACCAGUUUAAGUAGCGUCCAUGCAGUUGUCGUUAUGAUCAGCUACAGAACGCUUUACGACAAAAUGGCGGCGCCCAUGGAAUCUCUUUGAGAGGAAGAAAUCGAAAUGAAAUUCUUCUUUUUAUUCAUGGUUUUUCUCUGGGCAGCUGAACCAGCUCAAGCCAACCGAUGCUCCAGGGAGAGCUCCAAGAUUGUACGCAAUGUGAUCAGAUUUAAACUAUGGGAUAUAUACAAGGAGAUUGACAGUCAGAUGCCAGAUUCAUGUCCCUUUUCCCUGCAGAGAGACAUCUACUAUGAACAGGAGCACCACAAAAUGAUGGAGUCCUACAACAAAUGGAAGUGUGAUUACUGUGGGAAAGCUUUCCUGGCUGAGCCCUUCAUUGACCGCCACUUUGACCGGAGACAUCCUGAUAGUAUCCAGCAGACUCCCUCCUCUGUGUGUCUCAGUGACUACUGUGAUGUCUACCGUUGUGAUGUGCUCUCCGGCCAUCGUACAGCAGACUUCUGGGAUAUCAAGCUGUGUAUUGAGGAUGAUAUUGUAGAGAUGAAGGACAAAUGCAGGGCAUAUAUGGCUCAGUGUAUUCCCAAGAAUUUAUCACAAAAUGUCACAAGAAAGUUAUCAGAUGAGUUGGAUGAGGCCGUCUGCUCCUACCUGACCUGCAGCAAGUACUGGGAUGUGCCAGUGGCCGGGUCGGAUGCUGCAACAGCAAUGUACAUCAUCAUGUCCAUCCUCAUCACCUUCAGCGUCCUCGUCUACUACUGCAUAUUCUACCAGUAUUUUUACACGGAUGCAUUUUCUGACAACAUAUCAUAUGAUCCAAUUAUUAAGAAUCAUCGAAGUUACAGCAUCAACUCUCCAAAAGGUGACAUCAGACAACGAUCUCAACAUGGUUUACCCUGAAAUAACAUUUGUGAAUGAACAUUGUGUGUCAAGGCCUUGAAAGCUCUACAGCAUGGUGUUUUCUUCCCUUCUUGACAGAUUGAACCAAGAUUGACAAACCGCCUUCAUCUCGAAUUAUUUAUUAUGGAUUUUUUUAAUAAAAAUAUAUACACAUGAA
This is a messenger RNA of Haliotis rufescens (red abalone), 1085 nucleotides long. RefSeq lists its product as uncharacterized. The coding region runs from base 134 to 928 and encodes 264 amino acids. The record is from RefSeq and is a predicted model, not a curated record. The transcript has 9 exons. NCBI's taxonomy places the organism in Eukaryota, Metazoa, Mollusca, Gastropoda, Lepetellida, Haliotidae.